AUUGAAUCCCGUCGUAGCUCUAUGGAGAAUCUUCUUGUGCCUUUCAUCGCGAACGAGGUACAGGAAGAUAUCCGGCACGGCCACACUAGCAUGUCUGUGCUACCAAAGCAGAGCACGCCUGCUGCUGCAAGAGUAAAUUACAAAACAAACAGUAGCCUGGAGAUUGUCACUCGGCAGCUGGAAGCCGUUCCACCAUUAGCUGCAGAGCGUCCUCUUAACUGCGCAAGCGCAUCUUCAGAAAACGAAAUGGACAACCACAUAGCAGGAGAAUACUCCAAGCAAAAGUUGCGCCCACGAAAACGGCCGCGACUGUGCGCGCAGAUGAAAGCUCUGUUUAUUCGCGAGGUGCAAGGGACGUACCGCAAUCUCUUUUCAUUGUUGUUUCGCGUGUUCACACCUGUCUUGCAGGUUGUGCUAUACUCGGUCGCGUUCUUGCACGUUGGACGGUAUCUUGCGCAAGGAAAACACCUAGGUGACGACGGAACGCUCGCACAGCUUCAGACCGAAGCGCAGUUCUCGGCACGCAUUCGCGAGCUCUUUAUCUCCGUCGCCACCGUUUUCUUCAUGGCAUUUACAGCUGGUGCACAGAUCGUGCUUCUGAAUAUUCCGGCAGAGCGCUCCGUCUUUCUACGCGAAUACACGAGCAAUAUGUACUCUACGUGGAUGUACCUGUUGAGCAAGAUGUUGGUAGAACUACCACUCACACUCCUGCAAACUCUCUUGAUUGUCGUGAUUCUGCAAGCCGCGUACGGCACAAACGCCUCCUUCUGGUGGUUGUGGUUCCUCAUGUUUCUGUGCAUGACAUCAGGC
Amoebophrya sp. A25 is the source of this 810-nucleotide messenger RNA. NCBI's taxonomy places the organism in Eukaryota, Dinophyceae, Syndiniales, Amoebophryaceae. The record is from the annotation of a GenBank genome assembly.